This is a messenger RNA of Dendronephthya gigantea, 1604 nucleotides long. Its product is annotated as coiled-coil domain-containing protein 42-like. The coding region runs from base 464 to 1582 and encodes 372 amino acids. The record is from RefSeq and is a predicted model, not a curated record. Lineage: Eukaryota; Metazoa; Cnidaria; Anthozoa; Malacalcyonacea; Nephtheidae. The transcript is spliced from 10 exons.
UUCUUCAAAGUUGAAAUUACAGCUAUAUUUCAAAACUCGUAAGGACCCUGAGUAAACAGGUUAAUCCGAGUAGGUUUUCGAACAGUUUACCAUAUAAAUCCUGUAUUAAUCCUUUAAUCCACGCUGUAUGUGGAGUUUCCGACACGGCAAUUAACACAAAUGUAUCUCUAAUCUUUGUGGUCUACAUGAUGCAGAUUUUCGAUUUCCAUAAUUCGUCCACUCGCCCCUUCUUCGCUUCUCCUGUACCUUAACAUAUCUAAUCAGCAUAAUUUGCAAUACAUACGAGGCAGAACGAUACCAUUGAAGGAAUCUGGCACUAGCACGUGCGUUGAAAUGCUUCACCAUGACAACUGUUUACAUUUAAUUAGAAUUGUUUACAAAUUCUAAAGCCGACGUGACUGUUGUUCUGAUUGUUCGGUUCAAUGCGACGAAUUAAAACGUUGUUUUACAACACAUUUUAACAAUGGCAAGCUAUCAACUCGAGCUCAGAGCGCGACGUAGGAACGUUUUUGUGACACAGUUGAGAGAUCAAGAAGAUAUCGACGAUGGUAAAACUGAUUUCAUCAAGAAACAUGCAGUUGUUAAUGAAUCUUCCGACAAGCUCUUGUCCAGCGGCAUCAAGACUCUGCAGUCAACUCUUCUCGUCAAACAAGCGAACGAAGCUGACAAAAUCGACGAGCUUUUACAAACAAAAAGAAAAGAGUAUCAUGAAAAGAUGAAGAUGUGCAAGAAUAGGGAGGAACUGCUUCGGAAAAGACAGCAACAGAUUGAAGAAAGAGUGAAUAAAUUUGAUAAGUUUAUCAAAGAAACAGAGGCAAAACGAAGACGUGCCUUAGAGAAAUACCAGAAUGAGAAAAGACUGAAAGAACAAAAGACCAAAGAAUUAGAAAUUUACACAAAAGAACUCAGGAAACUUAGACAACGGCAUAAAAGUUUGCAGAAGAAAGUUGAAACGUAUUCGGUGUAUCAGAAAUACUUGAUGAGGGUAAUUGACAUCACUCCUGGAGAUUAUUUUGACAAUACCAACGAUUCAGUCCUGCUGGGUAUCAUGGCACGACAUAAAACACUCUAUUCCAUGUUCGAGAUACUCGCCGCUGCACUUAGCAGCAAAACUGACGAGAUAAAGGCGAACCAACAAAUUAUCCUUAACACUCGUCAAGAAUACAAUCAACAAAUACUGAUCGACAAUCACGAAAUUGCAAAGCUGCAGAACAAGUUGGAAGAUUUAACGCACGGCAACGCUCAACUUGAACACGUUCUCCAGACAAAUGACGAUAUUUACAGACAUCAGCGAACCACUCUUGGUCAGGUGAAAAUGGCUGUACUGAAUCUGGCUGAGAAAUGCGUACGAAAACAUUGUGCACCUUUGGUUGACUGUGACGAUAUUUUUGAAAUGCUUUCUGUCAUUCAGGUGUUCAUACGAGACCAUCAGGACAUAUGUUCAAUGGCUAGAACUAUGAAAACACCAGACGACGCUGAGCAGUCAAACAGCGAUAAAAAGACUAAAAUAAACGUCUAUCAAUAUUUGGCCAGACCCUCGCAAAAUGUUCUUGUCCCAACGCACUCCGAGGAGUUUCCCUGAGCGGGCGAAUUGAAAAUAAAUA